UGAGCGUGAUUGAUACAAUUUAUGUAGCGGCACAUGUUGUGCCUAUGUCCUUCUAUCUCCCCCUCCCCCUCCCCCCUCCUGAUUCUACGUCUCUAUCUUGAGCGGCUCAAAUGCGAGAAGGUGACAAACCUCUACCCGAACCCCCUAAGGACGAUGCAGAGCUUAGCAUAGCGUCUCCUCGCCAGCUUGCGCAACUACAUGCUCUCGCCGAACCUGGAACAGCGUACAGGCGUCCGAAUGGGCCGCUCAUCAGGCUGCACCAGAAUCCGGACCAAAUCAUUGCUCUAUCACCCCCUCCAGAUGAGGGGGAUUUUUUCUACGAAGUGGACGAAGAGGACGAAGAAAAUAAUUCCUCUAUCAUGGGGGAUAAGCUUUCAACUAUCCAGGAGGUGUCGGAACGUACCGAGGAAAGCGUGAAGUGGGGUUCCCAACCAGCUACCACUGUCUCACGUAACCCGUCGAUAUGGUCCUCGUCGACGGACUAUGGCAAUGUUAGCGGCCACUAGAUCCAAAUGAGAUUCCCCCUUCACCGCCGGAGUCUGCUUUACGUCGUCUAUCCAUCGUGCAAUCCCCCCCUUCAGCUUCUACUUCUGGAAGUCAGACACCUACACCUACAGCACCUGUUGCGGCCAGAGGAGUGAAUCCCCGUCUAGAAUCUUUGCCCGACAUUCCCGAUUAUAACUCGAAGUCAAGUCGGCAACCUGCGCAGGGAUCGCUGUUAUUGAAGAAAUCGUCAUCCCAGUCUACAGAACGCGCAAGAGGGAUAAAUCCUGGAUCGAAGCCCCCGACAAAACCCCGGUCGAAGCUUUCUGAGCUUGCCAGCUCACGACUCAGCACAAGCACCAAGAGCUCGAGAUCUUUUACAGACGACAGCGCAUCCGUGAUCACCUAUCCUUCUUUGCGACCCUCAUCUGAAUCUAUGGUGUCUUCGAAUGCCGAUGCAGAGUCUAGCAAUACAAGCACCUCAUCCUUAGCCAGGCAUGUGCGUCAUGCAAUCCAGACGGCCAUUGAGAUGGAGGCAAUGGACAAGGUUAUCCCCGGCGAAGUGAAGGAUUCAAGUUCGUCCCCUUCUCAGACGCCCACGCGGCCAUCUGCACCUGUCCCAGAGGAUUCUCCCUCUACACCCCCUGCAGUCAAUGUUCCGUCCAUGCAGCCGUCUUCAGCUCCGACUGGUCGCCAACCAUCUAAGUUGGCGAUGCUCGCACAAACGAAAGCACAGAGCUAUUGGAUGCCUAAACCGAAGAAACCACCAGCACCCCAGGUCGGAAUAACUUUGCGAGAGGCCCGGACAGAAUACUUAACUCCUAUUGCCAACGGUCCAACUGCAACCACUGCCAUCACCACGUCUUAUCGAUCCCUUUCUGAUCUCUCCAGACUACCCCGUCUGCCACCCUCAUUUCCUCCACAUGUACGCCCUUCGGAAUCACCUCGGCAUGCUGCCACCAAGGAGCCGAAGCAGUCUAAGCUGGCGAUGAAGAGUAAGAAGGCUCACAUGAGAGCAGAACUGGAACCUGAAUCAGAAAUGGUGGAACCAGUUCCUGAGUUGACAAUAUUUGCGGCUGCGUCACCUCGCUCUCAGUCUAAGCAUAAACGAAAGGAGAGCAAAGGGAGGGAACGUCAGGCUAAUGGUGGAACUCAUCGACAUCGCACACGCCCCUCUGUCGAUCCUACUGUACCACUUUCACCCUUACAAGGCUUCGCGUUUGACAUCCCCAGUCCGGAUGACAUCGUGUUCAGGGCUCGCCAGGGAACCUCACUCGCACCGCGUUCCUCAACAACCGCUUCGCGCCAUUCGUCUUCCACAUCCACUACCACGUCCUCGUCAUCCACCUCUUCAUCCACAUCCACAUCCAAAUCUACGUCGUCCUCCACGUCCACCGUUUCUCCUCGUCCUUCUAAACUUCGUUCUUCUGUCAAGGCUUCUGGUUAACUGAGAUCAAUGUACUGACUACUGUGUUUC
Messenger RNA from Somion occarium, 1960 nucleotides. Lineage: Eukaryota; Fungi; Basidiomycota; Agaricomycetes; Polyporales; Cerrenaceae. The record is from the annotation of a GenBank genome assembly.